Carlito syrichta (Philippine tarsier) is the source of this 2415-nucleotide messenger RNA. RefSeq names its product SH3 domain binding protein 2 (gene SH3BP2). Gene Ontology annotation, molecular function: SH3 domain binding. Lineage: Eukaryota; Metazoa; Chordata; Mammalia; Primates; Tarsiidae. The record is from RefSeq and is a predicted model, not a curated record. Gene Ontology annotation, biological process: signal transduction. The transcript is spliced from 13 exons. Bases 187 to 1959 code for a protein of 590 amino acids.
GGUUACCCUGGGAGCCGCAACAGGAAGUUCCGGGUGGGGAGGAGGCCCUGGUGGCCACAGGCUCCAGAUGUAGCAGGAGUGAACUGCGGGCACGACAAGCCAGGGCGCACGGGGCAGCCAGGGGCAUCAGGCUUCACAUGUCUGGGAGAUGCAGGCGGCGGCCUGGGCCCACGGCCCUUGAGCUGCAUGGCCUCCCUGGGCUCCAGGACACCUGCCCCCAGCAGGUCACCGGGAAGGAGGAGAGCCAUGUGCUGGGUCAGUGCCAUCAGCUUCAUGGAGGCUGAGGAGAUGCACUGGCCGGUCCCUAUGAAGGCCAUUGGUGCCCAGAACCUGCUAACCAUGCCUGGAGGCGUGGCCAAGGCUGGUUACCUGCACAAGAAGGGCGGUACCCAGCUGCAGCUGCUUAAAUGGCCCCUGCGUUUCGUCAUCAUCCACAAGCGCUGCAUCUACUACUUCAAAAGCAGCACCUCUGCCUCUCCGCAGGGCGCCUUCUCCCUGAGUGGCUAUAACCGGGUAAUGCGGGCAGCUGAGGAGACGACGUCCAACAACGUUUUCCCCUUCAAGAUUGUCCACAUCAGCAAGAAGCACCGCACGUGGUUCUUCUCAGCCUCCUCUGAGGAUGAGCGCAAGAGCUGGAUGGCCUUGCUGCGCAGGGAGAUCGGCCACUUCCAUGAGAAAAAGGAGCUGUCCCUGGACACCAGCGACUCCAGCUCAGACACAGACAGCUUCUAUGGUGCGGUUGAACGGCCUAUAGAUAUCAGCCUCUCACCAUGGCCCAUGGACAAUGAAGACUAUGAGCGCGACGAUGAGGAUGACUCUUACAUGGAGCCCGACUCCCCUGAGCCUGUGAAGCCUGAGGACGCCCUGACCUUCCCACCCGCCUACCCACCACCCCCAGUGCCCGUACCCAGGAAGCCAGCCUUCUCUGACAUGCCCCGAGCCCACUCCUUCACCUCCAAAGGCCCCAGCCCUCUGCUGCCUCCCCCGCCCCCUAAGCACGGUCUCCCAGAUGCCAGCCCAGCUCCUGAAGACUCCAAGAGGGACCUGCUGGGCCUGAGGCGGGCUGAACCUAGUCCAAGGGCGCCUGCUACCUCCCGAAGGAUGAGUGACCCUCCUCCAAGCAGUGUGCCCACUGCUUCGAGCCUUCGGAAACCCCCUUGCUUCUGGGAAAGCACCAGCCCCAUCCCGGAACCCCGGGCCCCCGGCCACACAGCCAGCUCUGCCUCCGUCUCUGCCACCAUGGCUGCUGCCGCCUCCAGGAACUGUGACAAACUCAAGUCCUUCCACCUGUCCCCCCGGGGGCCGCCCACAUCUGAGCCCCCACCCGUGCCAGCUAACAAGCCCAAGUUCCUGAAGACAGCUGAAGAGAUCCCCCUGAGGGAAGCAGCCAAACCUGGACUCUUUGUGCCCCCGGUGACCCCUAGGCCUCCUGCACUGAAGCUCCCCAUGACUGAGGCCACAGCACGGCCUGCUGUCCUGCCCAGGCCAGAGAAGCCGCUGCUCCCCCACCUCCAACGAUCGCCCCCCGAUGGGCAGAGUUUCAGGAGCUUCUCUUUUGAAAAGCCUCGGCAACCCUCGCAGCCUGACACUGGUGGGGAGGACUCGGACGAGGAUUAUGAGAAGGUGCCGCUGCCCAGCUCGGUCUUCGUCAACACCACAGAAUCCUGCGAAGUGGAAAGGCUGUUCAAAGCCACGAGCCCCCGGGGCGAGCCCCAGGAUGGACUCUACUGCAUUCGGAACUCUUCCACCAAGUCAGGGAAGGUUCUGGUCGUGUGGGAUGAAUCCUCCAACAAAGUGAGGAAUUACCGCAUCUUUGAGAAGGACUCUAAGUUCUACUUAGAGGGCGAGGUCCUGUUUGUGAGCGUGGGUAGCAUGGUGGAGCACUACCAUACCCACGUGCUGCCCAGCCACCAGAGCCUGCUGCUGCGCCACCCCUACGGCUACGCCGGGCCCAGGUGACGCCAGCCCCGUGUGGCUGAUAGGCAGAAGUAGUCUCGGGGACCACAACCCCAGGCCACACAGAUGGAGACUGGCCUGCAUGGAGGAUGAGCAGGAGUGAGGUCCGGGCUUGACCCAGGGCAUCUGCAGCGGACACCUUUCAAAAUCCGGCCAGUCUCUUCCAGCAGGCAGGGUCCCAGGGUUGCAACAGGCUCCAGGGUCCAGAGGACAAGUAGAUUAUCUUGCCCCCCCUGGCCUUGCCCUGUCCAACACCCAGGACCCUAGGACGAGCCCUGCCUAAGCUUCGAGGACAGGAAGUCUGGUCCCCCAAGCACGCCCACCCUGCAAGAGGCUGGGAGCCAGCAGGGCAGGGGCAGUCGGGUAGGGGCUGGGGCUGGCCCUAGUACCCCACAGGAACGCUAAGACACAGGCUCCGGUAGGGGCUGUUGCCUCCCAAUAAAGCAGAGAUAACCUUUG